This is a messenger RNA of Penicillium verrucosum, 525 nucleotides long. Its product is annotated as ubiquitin-conjugating enzyme E2. The transcript has 4 exons. NCBI's taxonomy places the organism in Eukaryota, Fungi, Ascomycota, Eurotiomycetes, Eurotiales, Aspergillaceae. Bases 1 to 525 code for a protein of 174 amino acids. The record is from RefSeq and is a predicted model, not a curated record.
AUGUUCGCUACAAAGCGUCUGAGCAAGGAGCUCCUUAAGAUGCAAGAGCAUGUCCCACCGGGAAUUACAAUCGUCAAAUGUGACAAUCUGGAGGAAUGGCAGAUGGACAUCAAGAUCCUUGACAAUAACCCACUUUAUCUCGACCAGACUUAUCGUCUGAAGUUUACCUUCAGUAACAAGUACCCUAUUGGUAAGCCCCAUCUUCUCGGCCAUCAGCCUCGGUCUCUAUCGUCUCUCUCGAACCCCCCCGAGGUCCAAUUCAUCCAAUGUCCUGCCUCCACCGGCACACCUCGCACGAUCCCAAUGCAUCCCCACAUCUACAGCAAUGGUAUUAUCUGCCUUGACCUCCUGGGUUCCGCCGGUUGGUCUCCAGUACAGACAGUCGAGAGCGUCUGCAUGAGCCUUCAGAGCAUGCUUACCGCCAACAAUCGUGAUGAGCGACCCGCCGGCGACAAGGAAUUCAUUGCCACCAACCGCCGUCGCAUCCGUGACAUCAACUUUGUCUACGAGGAUGACAACGUAUAA